AUGAGCCCAUGUGAAGAUUACCGACGUUUAAAUAACCAAACCGUUCCAGAUAAAUACCUGAUUCCACGCAUACACGAUUUUUCAUUGGACCUACAUGGAAAGCGUUUCUUUUCGAAACUUGAUCUCGUACGAGCAUACCAUCAAAUUUCGAUGGCACCAGAAGAUACCAAGAAAACGGUCAUUAUUACAGCUCUCGGUUUGUUUGAGUUCUUAAGAAUGCCAUUCGGAAUAAAAAAUGCAGUUCAGAUGUUUCAACGAUUUAUGGACGAGGUUGCGCCGUUUGCUUGGAAC
Messenger RNA from Schistosoma guineensis, 291 nucleotides. The record is from the annotation of a GenBank genome assembly. NCBI's taxonomy places the organism in Eukaryota, Metazoa, Platyhelminthes, Trematoda, Strigeidida, Schistosomatidae.